AUGAGUCAUUUGCUGUGGAAAUACUUCUGGGAAAACGAUGUCGACAGGUUUCGGCGUCUGCUGGCCUCGGCCGGCGCCAAUUCCCAGACAACUGCGAAGAACCCUGCGGUAGGCGUUGGCGCAUCUUAUUUGGGAGCGAGUCCCGGUAGUAUCGGGACCUCUCCGAGAGCUACAGCCAAACCGCGAAAGACCCCAGGGUACAAUUCAGGCGUUGGAAGAGCGAAGGAUGGUGGCGCAGGUCUAGGUAAAGCGGAAGUGAACAGUCGCGACCACGCCGGUCUGACGUUGUUGCUGCGUGCAGCCUCUUCUCCUGAUCCAAACGCUCUGGCUUUCGUCCAGGCCCUGAUUGACCAUCCCCAUAUCGACUUAUACGCCCAAGACCCCGAGAGUGGCUGGAAUGCCCUGCAUAGGUCGCUUUAUGCCGGAAAUGCAUCUAUAGCCAGAGCGUUACUGGCGAAAGAACGUGGAGAUUUGCUCAGUCAUACUGUUGGUGCCGUGAAUAAAGUUGGCCAGUUAAUCAAGACCAAGGACCACGAGGGCAACAGCCCCUUUGACCUCUAUAACUCGACCAUUUCUGCGAGGUCGCUCGUACAUCCGCCUCUGAAGUCCCCACUCGACGAUGACUCAGACCUUGGCGAUGGCGAUUUGGAUCAAAGUACUGCUAAGAUCGCGCAUGGUAGUAGCAAACAUGUCGAAGGAGAUGAGCUUUUUGUGUUUGGAAGCAACAAAAAUGUGUCCCUAGGAGUUGGGGAUGAGGACGACAGGCAGUAUCCUGAGCGAAUCAUGCUUCAGCGGCCAGAUCAGUUGAUCCAGCGGUUCUAUCAAGAUUAUCUCACAGAGAAGCGCGUGGAUGCCCCUCUUGAUGUUGCCACAGAUCUCGACACAAUUCCCAUCAUAGUUCAAAACCGACCUUUGGUGAUCCUAGAUGUCGUCAUGUCGAAACUGCAUAGCGCUAUUCUUACCGACGAUCCGACCUGCAAUCUGUAUGUCUGCGGACAUGGCCGUGGUGGAAGGCUGGGCCUUGGCGAUGAAAACACCCAGUUCAAAUUCACUCCCCUACAUAGUGCUUUCGCAGAUAAAAAGGUCCGCCAGGUUGCACUUGGGCAGAACCACUCGAUGGCUGUUGUUGGAAAUGGCGAAUUAUGGACUUGGGGCCUCAAUUCUGAUUCGCAGCUUGGCUAUGUGCUGCCGCCUCCAUUGAGAACAGAUGAAGAGCCGAUGAGUCUCAUCCCUCGACAGGUGUUUGGUCCCCUCAAGAAAGAGAUUAUUCUCGGCAUUGCGGCCUCUUCUAUCCACUCUGUGGCUCACACCGGAUCAUCGCUGUACUGCUGGGGCCGCAACGUUGGCCAGCUUGCACUGAUGGAUUCUGAUUCUCGAUCUCUAGACCUGCAGCAGACGCCUCGAAAAGUUGCUGCAUCUCUGCUAACUGCUCCAAUCGAGAUGGUUGCGGCGAUUGACAAAGCCACCACCUGCUUGUUAGCGAAUCACACAGUUUGGGUAUUUACCAACUAUGGAUACAAUCUUAUCAGGUUUCCCAUCCCCGACAGUAUCCUCGAUCAUAGUCUCUUGGGAUCUGUCUAUUCGGACAAGCUCGGCAUGUCCAGAAGGGACAUUGAAUACAUUGCCUCUGGCGGGGAGACCAUUGCAGCAGUUACGGCGCAUGGUGAUCUCUUCACCAUGCAGCUGAGUAACAAGGGGGAUGCUGGGGCUCCAACUCGUUCCAACACUGGCCUUGGAUCAACGACUAAUCCUGUUAAGAUAAAGGGUGCGAUCACGCAACCGCUCUGCAUAUGGGAUUCUGGAAAAGACGGAGUCACUUCAGUCAGUGUGGGAGAGCAUGGAUCUGUCAUUAUCUGCACUGAAUCCGGCGCUGUUUGGAGGAGAGUAAAGCGUAUGAAAAGCAAGAUUGAAUCCUUCGUCGGUUCUACUGAUACCAAACGAAAAGACUUCAAAUUUCAGCGUGUACCAUACAUCACAGAUUGCGUGGCCGUGCGAAGCUCUACUUUUGGGGCCUUUGCCGCCAUUCGCAAGGAUGUUAAAGUCAUGUCCAAGGAGAUUCGAAUUGGUGAGCAGAAUAUCUGGAAUGAUGUUGCGUCUCUUCUUUGCUUGAAAGACUUUUAUGCGCCUGAAGCUAGCUUUGAGAACGACUUGACUCGGAAAUCUUGGACUGCUUCCAUUAUGAGAGAGGGCCCUGGUACUGUGGCCCAUCGGAUUCUGAGCUCUUCUGAUAUCGAAACAGAUAUGCUGCAGUGGCUGCAAGCCAAUUCAUUCUUGUACGACACCGAUUUGGAAAUUCGUACAUCUACUGCCCCAGAUAUCAGGAUACCAGUUCACGGCUGGCUUUUCUCUGGGCGAAGUACUAUACUUCGCACGGCCCUGUCUGAUUUCCGUUUUCAAGGCUCCCAUACGCUUUCAGAAUCAUUUACGGUCGAAAAUGUUGGCGAUAGAAUGGUGCUAACCCUGCUGCACGCUGAUAUUUACACGAUGCUGAAUAUCGUGGUAUAUAUGUACCAGGACAACAUCCUACCCGUAUGGAAAUACACGCGUGAAGCUCCUUCACUAGCUCAUCGCUUUCGUCAAGUUCGAACAGAUCUGAUGAAACUCGCCACGAGGCUCAAUAUGCCGAAGCUUGAGGCCGCAGCCCGGCUGCAAGCCGGCCUCGAAAAAACACUUGAUAUAGAUCUGCAAGAAGCAAUAAACGACCCCGUUUUCUUUGAUGACGGCGACGUCGUAUUGGAGUUGGACGGAGACGAAGUUACUGUCCACAGCCAUCUUCUGUGUCAGCGAUGCCCGUUUUUCGACGGAAUGUUCAAUGGCAGAUCACAAGGACAGUGGCUGGCUGAUCGGCGUCUCUCAACGGAGCAGGCCGAGCCAGUUCGAGUUGACCUGAAUCACAUUCACCCGGAGACAUUCUCAUACAUACUCACAUUCCUAUACGGCGAUGUUGGCGAGAAAAUGUUUGACGAUGUGAUGGCUACAUCCCUCGACGAGUUCUCGGAACUAGUUCUAGAUGUGCUUAGUGUAGCCAACGAACUCAUGAUAGACCGACUAUCACAAAUCUGCCAGUCUUUGAUAGGCAAAUUUGUGACGAACCGCAACAUUUCUAAUCUUCUCAACGAGAUUAGCCCGUGUUCAGUCGCAGAGUUCAAGACUACUGGGCUGGAGUACAUCUGUCUACAGCUCGAAUCUGUGCUUGAAAACCACUACCUGGACAGCCUCGACGAAGAGCUCUUAUAUGAGCUUGAUGACAAAAUCCGAGACAACCAGCUUGCGUGUUUUCCGUUUGCGAGGAGCGGAAGAGCAGAAUUGCUUCUUCAUGAGAAAUAUCCCGAUCUGGCAGCGGACAUUGAAGAAGAGAGGCGACGUCGUAUCAAGGAAAUGGCCUUCAAACAAGCACAGAGAGAAGAAGAAAGAAGAGCAUCAUCUUCAUACAAGACUCGAUUUGGAAGCUUAGACGACUCUAUUCGAGGACCGGAAACCCCAGAGAAAUCUAACAGACAAUCCAAGAUGAUUCGGAACGAGCCAUUUAGCCCAGCCUUGCGCCCCAAAGAUUCUAUGGCCGAUAUGAUCUUUGAUAUGGAAGAUGAAGGGCCUUCGGGAGGAAGCAGUAUUGCAUCGCCGCAGCUAUCGUCGCCUCUGACUCGUACUGAUAGUGACGUUGGGCCGAUAUCGAAGCUUCCAACCGAAUGGAAGAGGUCAAAAGGCAAGGAAAAGGCAGAGCCACUCCAGCCACUCCAAUCACCUGUCUCGAGCCUACCUUCUCACCAACAGCCGAUCCUCGAAUCAGUAACGCCCAUUUCUAAAGAGGCCAAGCAAAGCUUGGAAUCUCCGUAUUCGGCGUCAAACUCUCCGUGGGCUUCUGCGGCGUUAUCUACCAGUAAAUUGGAUCUUAAAGACAUCAUGUCUGAGGCCUCAGGGAAAUCAGCGUUAACAGCUGCCUUAUCAGCACAAAAGACGAAGGAUUCAGCUGGCAAACCACUUUCCAAGUUAUCCCAAAAGGAGCGCAAGAAGCAGAUGCAGAUACAGCUGGACGCGCAGAUGGCGGCUCAAGAAGAGCAGGCCAAAGCAAUCCCAUGGGAAGCCCCAUCGCCAUCAAACAAGAAGCAGCCGCCGUGGAAGCCGGCAGCCUCUAUUCCAAAGACCUCAUUGCAGCAGGCUAUGGCAUCUGAUGCUGCACAGCGAAUUGCGAUAUCUACCAAUACGAAGCCGCUAGUUGCGUCGGAGUCUGAUGCUCGAUCAGCGCAAAGACGGACUGCGUCCCCUGACACUCGAUUCCCUGGACAGGGGCGCCCUGGCAACUCACCUUCUCAAAAUCAAACAAAGCCAGGGGUGGACAAACCACCGAGUAGACCUCUGGUACCCCACUCGAAGUCCUAUAUUAAACCGGCGCCAAAGACAGAGCCGACUCUGGGAGUAAGCAUGGCUGAUAUUAUCGGACAACAACAGAGAGAGCAAGAGAUGGUCAAGGAAGCCGUGGCGAAGCGGUCACUUCAAGAAAUUCAAGAAGAACAAGCCUUUCAAGAGUGGUGGGAUCAAGAGAGUCGUCGUGCACAGGAAGAGGAAGCCAGGCGGCAUGCUAAGGCCAAGGGUACGGUGAAAGGAAAGGAAGAGGACGGAGGAGGCCGACGUAACCGCCGGGGAAGAGGGGGCAAGGCCCGAAGCAGCGAGCCGCCAAAAACCCAGCAAGCGGAUGUUGAAGGAUCAAAUUCCAAAGAAGCAGCAGCCAAGACUGGUGGUAAUGCAUCUCGAGGCAGAGGCAGAAGCAGAGGAGGUAAAGGGAAGGCUGCCAGUGGGGGGUUGUGA
Trichoderma gamsii is the source of this 4803-nucleotide messenger RNA. RefSeq lists its product as hypothetical. The transcript has 2 exons. Bases 1 to 4803 code for a protein of 1600 amino acids. NCBI's taxonomy places the organism in Eukaryota, Fungi, Ascomycota, Sordariomycetes, Hypocreales, Hypocreaceae. The record is from RefSeq and is a predicted model, not a curated record. Gene Ontology annotation, molecular function: protein binding.